Messenger RNA from Paraglomus brasilianum, 1209 nucleotides. NCBI's taxonomy places the organism in Eukaryota, Fungi, Glomeromycota, Glomeromycetes, Paraglomerales, Paraglomeraceae. The record is from the annotation of a GenBank genome assembly.
AUGUCGCUUGUUGCAACGAGAGCACGGCGUGCCAACGCCGGUAAUAGAAUGCGGGAACUCCUACAACAAGAAUUGGAAGCCGAUAAGAUGUUUGAGGAAAUUGCUAAUGAUGAAGAUUAUAUAGUGCUUCAAGGCAUGCGAUCUGACCUAACGAUGUGGGAACAGUUAUUUUCAAAUUUAUUCUUAAUAGAGGAAGAAGAUGUUGCCGAUUCUGAUUUUGAUCAGAGCAGCGGCACGGAUAAUGAUAAUGAAGAUGCCGAGGAACAGUUGCAGAGAACGGAAAAGAAGGAGAGACAAGAGAGGAAGAGAAAAGCGACAUCGGCUUUUAUGAACGCCGUCACUCGGAAAAAAAGGGCUACGAAACAAACUCGUGAAAAUGUUUCGAAUAAGACUACAACUGGCCGAGACUCAAAAGCCACAUCUUCUUCAACAGAAUCACAGAAACAGCGAAAGACAUCCUUGACUUCUGCGCCCCUACUCGGCGGUGUACGUUCAUCUUCACGUACUCACACUGUGCAGAAUAAAAAGAUAUUAGAACAAAAGCUAAAAGAGUAUGAAGAGAAACGGGCCCAACUGCCAAAACGCGAAAAAGUCAUAACCAAACCUCCUACUCAAGAAGAACUUCUUGUGCUUGCUAAGGAGACCGAAGAAGAAAACUUGGCAUCUCUGCGGGCGUUCGAAUUGCGGGAGGCCGAGCGCAUGAAAUCCGCGCGGCCAGUUAAAGAGAGGAAGAUCAAUGGACCCUUUAUACGUGAAAUAUCGUUCAUCGAAGGGGAUGAUCGACACAGAAGGAAGAAAUUGGUUUACGAAGUAUCUACUGACAGUGACGGAAAGAAUGUGUCUAGGGAGUUGAAAGACGUUCAGUGGUGGGAUGGCCAGGAUGGCUUUGGAGAAGCAGAUAUAGACACCAGACAAGCUAGGAAUCUAGUUGUGCUCACGAAUUUUACGAGAGAACAAGAAUUGACCAUGUUUGAGGACUGGAGGAGAAAACCACAAAAACCCAAAAAAGUCAUUUGUCCAUUAACGGGACAUCCUGCAAAAUAUAAAGAUCCCAAGACGGGAAUACCGUAUGCGACAGGAGAAGCCUAUUCGAAAGUACGUCAGUUGGUUAAUAACAAAUACGUCUACUCACCGAUUCUACAGGCUUAUGUGCAGUCGGUGGAUCAGAAACCUGCAGCAGGUGUUCCUGCAGAGUUUCGAACCGCUUAA